This is a messenger RNA of Calliphora vicina (urban bluebottle blowfly), 1163 nucleotides long. RefSeq names its product hydroxymethylglutaryl-CoA lyase (gene Hmgcl). Gene Ontology annotation, biological process: ketone body biosynthetic process; L-leucine catabolic process. Gene Ontology annotation, molecular function: hydroxymethylglutaryl-CoA lyase activity. The transcript has 2 exons. The coding region runs from base 69 to 1043 and encodes 324 amino acids. NCBI's taxonomy places the organism in Eukaryota, Metazoa, Arthropoda, Insecta, Diptera, Calliphoridae. The record is from RefSeq and is a predicted model, not a curated record.
AUUUGCAUAGUCAACGGACAGAUUGUGCAAUAGCUUAAAUUAAAAGUUUUAUAUUUUAAGAAAACAAAAUGUUCGGAAUAAACAAGUUUCUUACAGUUGGAACUAGGCGUUAUUUGGCCACGCAAACUAAAACAUUGCCAGCUCAGGUGCGUAUAGUUGAGGUUGGACCAAGAGAUGGCUUGCAAAACGAACCAAAACUUUUGCCAGCCGAUGUAAAAAUUUCAUUAAUUGAUCAAUUGUCCGAGACCGGCUUGCAAACAAUUGAGGUCACAAGUUUUGUCAGUCCUAAGUGGGUGCCUCAGAUGGGUGAUAACGCUGAAGUAUUGCAAGGAAUUCGUAAAGUAGCAGGCAUUUCUUAUCCAGUGUUAACGCCAAAUCUAAAGGGAUUUGAAAGUGCUUUGAAGGCCGGUGCCAAAGAAGUAGCAGUAUUUGGAGCUGCAUCAGACGCAUUUUCACUAAAGAAUGUCAACUGUACUGCUGCUGAGAGUAUUGAACGAUUCAGACCUGUCUUGGAAGCAGCAAAACUGAAUAAUGUUAAAGUACGCGGUUAUGUUUCUACAAUUGUUGGAUGCCCAUAUCAAGGCGCUAUACAACCCAAAGAUGUCGUAAAAGUUGUCGAAGCUCUAUACGACAUGGGAUGCUAUGAAAUAUCACUGGGUGAUACUAUUGGUGUUGGUACACCAGGUACAAUGCGCAAAAUGUUGGAGGAAGUUAUUCGCGCAGUUCCGGCAGAUAAGCUGGCUGUACAUUGUCAUGACACUUAUGGCCAAGCAUUAUCAAACAUACUUACAUCUCUCGAAUAUGGCAUUUCAGUAGUGGAUGCAUCCGUUUCCGGUUUGGGUGGUUGUCCUUACGCUCGUGGGGCCUCUGGUAACGCAGCCACCGAAGAUGUCGUUUACAUGUUACAAGGCAUGGGUAUAGCAACUGGUGUCGAUUUGGAUAAAUUAAUUUUGGUUGGGCGUUAUAUUUGCAACGAACUUGGAAGACAAUCCGAGUCUAAAGUUAAUCGCGCUUGGAAAGGUCCACAAGCUUCGAUCAACUAAUGAUGUACAAAAUAUGUGUACAAAUUUAAGAAUAUUGUGAUAAAGAAAACGAUGGCAUUUAAUUUUUUGAGCUCUUAGCGGAAAUAAAAUAAUUUUUCAAUAAAUACUUUUAAUUAUUAA